AUGUUUACAAUGAAGUCAUCAUCAUAUUUAUUACAUUCCACAAAUUCACGAGUGUCUUCUCCUCGUUGUCAAUUUCUAUGGCCAUAUACGAAUGGUGCAAACGAAAGUCAUGUUACAUUAGAAUAUAUUACUGAUGGUGAAAGGAUUGAAAUUGAAUGCUCAGCUGCUGAAUAUGAUGCCAAAAAUUUGAUGUUUUUUAAGGAUCAAGUGGAAAUCACCACAGCUGCACUAAUUAGAGGAAAAACAAAAAUCCUAAAAAUCAAUCAGUUUGAUGGGGGCAAGCACGCUGGGAUAUAUCAGUGCGUAAUGCCGGCAUCUAAUGAAGCUCUUGAAUCAACUUUAAUGCUUAAGCGCUAUAAUCCGCUUGUUAGCUCGCCUCACGUAAAAGAAUGUGAAGAGAAUAUGUGUCGCAAUGGUGGUAAAUGCUUUGUUCCUUUUACAGGUGACAAGGCACCCUUUUGUCUAUGUCCACCUGAAUAUGCUGGUCAAUACUGUGAAAGUCAUGCAAUCUCAUCCUACACAGUGCAAAGUCCACAAGCUGGAAUACUUAUUUGGUCUCUCGCUUUGACUGUUUUAUCAAUGCUUUUACUUAUUUUCCUGUUAUUGUUUUUCAUUCAUCGCUAUAGCAAUGAACGAAGUAAGCGUAAAAUGUAUCAAAAUCAGUAUGGGAAAUUACCAGAUUUUAAGAAUAGUGGAGCUAAACAAAGCGAAAUUACGGCAAGUUUCCUACCUCUUUUUCUUAGUUUAAAUUCUGAAAUGUUUGAUUAUGAAUUAGUAGACAUGAGUUCUACUACAAUCAACGUUCAGCCGCACUCAAAAACUGAUAAUUUCAAACUUAUAUGUGAAUCAACUGACGAACUUGAAGACUUUGAAAACCUCGAUGUUCCUUCAGCUCAGAACGGUAAAAAUUCACAUCAGUCAGCGGAAAAGUCAUCCAGUUCUUACUGCGGACUCUCAGGUUUUAGAGAACGAUUAAAUGGCACUUCAACAUUUACUACAUUAUAG
Molecule: messenger RNA, 1005 nt
Organism: Thelazia callipaeda (thelaziosis nematode)
Lineage: Eukaryota; Metazoa; Nematoda; Chromadorea; Rhabditida; Thelaziidae
Source: the annotation of a GenBank genome assembly